AUGUCACACAUACUGGGCACCUUCAAAACUUCAAUCCAAACAGCUGUCGACAAUCGCAAGAGUUAUAACGGACUUACAAAAGGCAAGCCUAGAAGAGAUGGACAAAUGACGACAGUAGCCCUGUGUAUCUCUAGCAGAGGCAACGUCCAAUCAGCACGCUUCGAUAGUCAAGAAUCCAGAUCGCCUCCGCGACAAAUCCUUCCAGAAUGUGAAGCCCCACGGAGAAUCGAGCAAGCUCACUCUGCAUACCCACAAUGCUUGGUCGAGCAAGAGACCGGUCUCAUCUUGCCAGAACAGCUUCAAGAACAAAGUACUGGCGUAAUUCUUGCAAACGAUACCUCUCGCCAUCAUAGUCCCCACGCAGACCCCUCUGUGCUCCGUCACUACGAGUUCCGCCCUCUCAUCUUGCCACAAACUGGCUACAGCAAAGGCUCUCCCUUCCUGAGGGGAUACAGCAAAGAUCUCCAGAACUACGGGAUAUCAAACACGGAGUUCCAGCAAAUCGUUGAUGCAAUCAACAUUGCUAUAGUCCCUAACCCGGAGGCCCAGCUGUUCCAGAAAGUCGCCAGUGUUGCUGGGUGGUUUGUCCCUGGCUUCGGUGUAUUGGGUGUUGUAGCUGGCCAGGUCGGUGUUGGCAUGGCUUCUGCGUACGGGCGCAAGAGCGCGGUCUCACGGGUCCUCGCCAAGGCCAAUAUCGAUGUUUUUGUGCCCAGAGGACUGGAGAUUUGGAUCGGCACGACUCAAAACGUAGACGAAGAUCUCGGGCUUCCGGAACGAGUCUCUGGGGCAGCCAAUAGUAAUGCGCUUUCGCCUUGGGAGCUUCUUUCAAGUUACAAUGGGCGCGUCGCUCCUAUCGCUGAAGCUUCGGAAGGGGGGAAAUCGCGCGGCAGAACAGACCCGAUAGCUUUGCUUGGACAUCGACUGAACAGCAGCAAAAGCAAGGAGAAAUUCAAGGAAGCUCAGAGACAAUAUAGUGACGGAAACACAAAGCAGAUCGAGCAACUCAAAAGGAAAUUAAACUGGCUUAUAAUUACCCAGGCGUCAAAUGAGACUAUCAAGGCAUGGCAAGAGAUAUUAAAAUGCCCCCCUCCAAAUUGA
Molecule: messenger RNA, 1098 nt
Organism: Boeremia exigua
Lineage: Eukaryota; Fungi; Ascomycota; Dothideomycetes; Pleosporales; Didymellaceae
Exons: 4
Coding region: 1-1098 (365 amino acids)
Source: RefSeq, a predicted model, not a curated record